This is a messenger RNA of Leptidea sinapis, 2385 nucleotides long. RefSeq lists its product as uncharacterized. The transcript is spliced from 8 exons. The record is from RefSeq and is a predicted model, not a curated record. The coding region runs from base 405 to 1313 and encodes 302 amino acids. NCBI's taxonomy places the organism in Eukaryota, Metazoa, Arthropoda, Insecta, Lepidoptera, Pieridae.
UAAACAAGGGACUCAAGUAGAUAGUAGAAAUGUUUAAUAUGAUUACAUCUUUUAUAUUUACUUCUCAUUAGUUAUGCUGUUACUACACACUGUUUAUUAAUCAAAGAUGACCGAAUCUAAUAAUGACUCAUCCCAGGAAUCUCCUCCGUGUCCUGGUAUUGAACAGCCUUUGGAUCAAGCGUCAAGCCAGCCCAUAGUGAAUGUGCCGCACGAUGACCAAGUCAUCAACAUCAUUAGCAGAACGUUGGCACCAAAUGAAAGAAUAAUAGUAUGCGGGUCAUCAUACUAAUGUAUUAUAAGAAAACCAAUUUUCAGCAAUUAUAAGAGGGAGUUUUGAGUGUGCAAAUACAAUCAGUUUAUUUUGUAUCAAAAAAACUGUAUUCUACAACAAAAUCAUUACAAAAAUGUGCAGUAACAAUCAUCUAUCCCAGGAUCCUCCAUCGUAUUCUGAUCUUCAACAAACUUCUGAUCCAAUAAUGAUCCAGCCCCAAGUAAAGCUACCCCAUGGACUGACUGGAAUAUCUAACAUUAACAUCGUCAGCAACACAUUGGGCCCCGGCGCUCAAAUAAUAGUCUGCUUUUCUUGCAGCGAACAUAAAAUAACACGAUUUGAGAGGAAAAAUUUUACGAUAGCUUCGUGUUUCAUUGGAUCAGAAAUGGGCACUGAAACUAAAAAUUAUUCAUCCCAGCAACUUCCAUCGUACCCUGGUCUUCAACAGCCUUCGGAUCAACUCACCAGCCAGCAGCAAGUUAUGACUGAAUCCCCUGUCAUUACCAUUAACAGCAAUAAAUUAGGACCCACUUCCCAAAUAAUAGUGAAGAAGAAAGGUUCAUUUAGACCUUCAUUUUUAUUUAGAUCAAAAAUUGAGACUAAAUCAUCUGCCACGAGUCUGCCUCAGAUGAAGUCACCGCAUGGACUGACUGGAGUUCCUGUCAUCAACAUUAUUAGCAAUACAUUGGGACCCAACUCUACCAUUAAAGUUGGCUGUCUUUGCCAUGAAAAUAUCAUUACUCGAGUGGAGAGCAAAUCAUCUAUGAGGAUUGCCUCAUGUUUACUUGGAUCAAAAUUGAACAAUGAAUGUUACAAUGGCCCCUACCAAAAACUGACUGAAAAACCUAUCGUUAAUAUCCGGAGCAACACAAUGGGACCUAACGCUCAAAUAAUAGUCUGUGACUAUAAUGGCAUCCAUAUCAUAAAGCUGGAGGGGAAACCUUCUAAGAGUACUUAUUUCUUCGCUGUCUUUUCAGGUUUGAUUGCAUGCUGGCCGUGCGCAUGUUACCGUAACAACUCUGGAGAAUAUUGUUCUUACUGAUAUUCACAUAAUCCAUUUUAUUCAUACUUUAGGUGUUAAGGGUUACUUUAAGUGCAGACAAUGAUGUUUCGGUGUUGCUGAUUGACUAGAUCACACUGAUUUAACUAGAUCAAAUUAUUAAGUAAAAACAAUACUCCUCGCCAACUGUAUUAACUUCAUAUUAGUAAUUGAUCAUCAAUUCGAGUCCUUUUAACACACAAAUGAGAUGUAAACUGCAAUAGUCUUGUUAUUAUUUCGUAACGCUAUACCUUUAAUCACUGUUUAAUUUUAAGUACCUAUUGUAAGUAAGUAUUAUGUCAUACAAGUUAUAGAAGAGUAGCGUAAAUCAGCAGUCUCCUUGAAAUUUAUACCUACGCAACGUCAGGGCGGAGCAAUAGGGUUCGUAGUUGAUACAUACAAUACGAUUGACAAUGCGGACGGCGUGGCGCAGCUAAUUUAACUCGGAUAGCGGCGACCAGUCUCGAAGGAGUACGACGUAGCAUUCAAUAGUUUUGUCUUCUUUAGAUUGCUUAACGAUCGUGUGAAUCGUGUAUAAGUGUGGGUACGUCGAUUCGGGUGCUCUCGAAUGAAGUUAACGUGCUGUUCUAUUACUGUAUUGUGCUAUUGAUGGCAUUUCGAUAAAAUGUUUUAUUGAAAUUACAAAUUAUAGUAAUCGACGUGAACCUACUUAUAUUACUUUUUCCCCGUUAAGGGCUAAAAAAAGUUAAAAUAAAACUCACAAAAAUUAAGAGUAAAACGAAAUUCAAAGAUGUCAAAACUGUGUGCAAAUUAUUAAAGCGGAAAUGUGCGGGGCAUAUGCUACGUGACAAAAGUGAAAAAUGGACCAAAGUCAUAACGUAGUGGUAUCCACGAGAAUGCAAAAGAAGCAAAGGGCGGCAAUAAAACGAUGGGAGGAUGAGCUUAAGAGAGUGGCUGGCGCAGAAUGGAUGAGAAUGGAGACAGAAAGAUAUAGUCUUAGGAGGAGGCCUAUGUCGAAGGACAAGCUGUUAAAAAAAUCGUAAGGAAUUAGUUAAGGAUAUAUAUUUAAGAAAAAAUGUUAUUAUUAGUAUCAGCAAUAAAGGCUUAUUUUAUU